Molecule: messenger RNA, 3245 nt
Organism: Brassica napus (rape)
Lineage: Eukaryota; Viridiplantae; Streptophyta; Magnoliopsida; Brassicales; Brassicaceae
Product: rho GDP-dissociation inhibitor 1-like
Exons: 5
Coding region: 199-873 (224 amino acids)
Biological process (GO): Rho protein signal transduction
Cellular component (GO): cytoplasm; membrane; cytosol
Molecular function (GO): Rho GDP-dissociation inhibitor activity; protein binding
Source: RefSeq, a predicted model, not a curated record
GACCAUUUCUUCAAGCUCCAUAUAUAAACAUACCUCAACAAAAAGCACCAAAACUCUUCCUUUUCCUCUCUCUUCUCUCUAGAGCCAUCUUUGCAUUUUACUCAAACCAAAAGGUUGGCAUUAUCUAAGAUCUUAUUAGACCAAGAAGGUGAUCUUGUGUGUUUUUUGUCUGUUUUGUUUUGGUUGGAAGAAUCAAUAAUGGAGUUGGAAGAUGAGAAGAAGGGAGGGGAAGCUUCAGGACAGACAUCAGACAAAGAAAUGGGGCUAAGCAGAAAGAACAGUGAUAGCUCUUUGUCUCCGACAGAAGAUGAUGACGAAGACGAAGAGAAGAAGCCCCAACUUGGUCCCAUGAUCGCUCUCAAAGAACAGCUUGAGAAAGACAAGGAUGAUGAAAGCUUGAGGAGAUGGAAGGAACAACUAAUCGGCGUGGUGGAUUUGGAAGAUGUCGGAGAGACACCAGAUCCAGUAGUAAAGAUACUAGACUUAACAGUUAGGUCUCCAAACAGAGAAGACAUGGUAUUAACGAUACCUGAUGAUGGAUUGCCUAACCCUAAAGGUCCUUGGUUCACCAUAAAGGAAGGAUCUAAGUACACACUUGUCUUUAACUUCCGUGUCACCAACAAUAUUGUUUCGGGCCUUCGCUAUAACAACACCGUCUGGAAAACUGGUGUCAAGGUGGAUAGUACGAAAGCAAUGCUUGGGACGUUUAGUCCUCAAGCUGAGCCAUACCAACAUGUGAUGCCUGAAGAAAUAACACCCUCUGGUAUUUUCGCUAGAGGAUCCUAUUCCGCAAGAACUAAGUUUAUUGAUGACGAUAAUAAGUGCUACUUGGAAAUCAACUACACAUUCGACAUCCGCAAGAAUUGGCAAUGAUCCACCGAAUUCAACAUUCUCUCCAGUCUAAACCUAUAUGACUAAAGCUCUUUUGAUAACACAUAUAUUUUCUAUCUUACACGCAACUUUUCAGACUAGAAAACUUAAUUAUUUAUUUUUAAUUAAACAAGCAUUAAUAAGAGAUUUUGUUUGAGUGUUUAUGGAGUUUUUCCUCUUCUCUUUUCUUGUGAUCUUUCGAUAUCUUGUUGAGCUUUGAGAGCAACAUUAUUUUGAAGUGUAGGUACAGUAACCGGUUAUAAACUGCACCAACUUUUAAAUUAAAAAAAACUGCACCAACUUUCUUCUAUUUAUCUAUACUUUCUCUAUUUAAUAAUAGAAACAAUUUUAAACGAUGGAUAAUUAUGCUAUUAAAAAUUAUGAAAAAUAUUACAGACAUUCCACAUCCGACAUUUUCUUUAAAAUGAGUUUGUAUUUUACUUCAAUGGCAUCCCUCAGUUUUAUUCUCAAAAUAGAAUAUUUUAGGUAUAUUCUAUUAUUAAUACUUACUAUUAGUUUUGAUAAUGCUUGCUAUUUUAAAAACUUAUAAAUUUUACCCAAAAUAAUUAUAUUUUAACUAUAUCUUUAUUAUUUACACUAAGUAAGGAACUCAUGCGAUGUUGCACGAGAACUCAUUUUAUAUAAAUAAAUAUUCACAUAUUGCAAUAGAAAAAUUUAUAAUGUAUCAAACAUAUUCAACCUAUUUUUCCCUUAAAUUUAUUCAAUCAUAUUUUGAGUCUUUAAAGUAUUUUAAUUAUUUAUUUCCAAGUUUUUUAUAUCAAAUAUUACAUAAUUAAUAUAUAUUAGUUUCUAUUUAUAUCAUUUCUAAAGGGUGCGAACAAAAAAUUAUGAUUGUUCAAACGUAACUCUAUCAUCUUUCAAUUUUAUGUUUUUAUAAUAUGCUAAUAUAAGAAAAUUUAUUUAAUAUUUUUAAAUAUGUCUUUAUCAAUGAGUCUAAAAAAUAUUUCAUUUUUUAAAUCAAAAAGUAAAGAAACACCAAAAUAAACAGAUUAUUUGUUAUCUGAAAUAUAAUUUAAACUUUAAAUAUUAACCUUUUGAAAGGAUACAAAUUUACAACAUUUUUAGUAUUCUUAAAGGAUGUAUCUCUUCAACAUAAAAAAAUCCUUGAAUAAACAAAUGAAUCAUUUGCAUGAAAAAUAAAAUAAAUUUUGAUUAAAUAGAGAUAAAAUUGAUAAUUAUAAAAAUAAAUACUCAUAAACUAUUUAAUUGUUACAUGAAAAAUACACCACAACUAAAAGAAUAUAACCAAUUGGUAAUGACAUACACAUUGAAAAUUUUAUGCAUCUUUUAAGUCAUUAUCGUGAACUCAUUAAUUUUAUUUAAAAAGUAUUUGCCGUUUUGUAUAAUUUAUAAUUUUAUAUAAAGUAUCGUAUUUUUGGUUUCAAAACAUUUUAUGUGUCACAAAAGAGAAAAAAACAUACCCAUAAAAUUUCCAAUAUUUUUUAAAAAUUAUAAUAUAAGUAAACAUGAGAAAAUAACCAAAAACAUAUCAAUAAAAAUAUUUUAAAUGAAAAGACAAAUAAAAACAUAUAAUUGUUUUUGAUGGUCUUUUGACAAUAAAUCUCUCUUUUUUCUAAUAUAUUUGUGACUGUUGUGAUUUGUCAAUGCCCACAACUCCUUAUAAAGAAGAUUAGUUAUUGCAAUGGUGAAGAAAAAAAAAUUAUUGCAAUGGUUGGUUAACACCAAAAAUUGCAAUGAAUUAUCACCAAAAGACUACAAUAAUCAAUAAUUGCAAUGGUUUUAUCACUACAAAUUAUAUCUAUCAACAGUUGCAAUAUUUCAUUUAAGAAUUUGUAACUGUUCCACUAAACACUUGCAGUGAUCACUUAAACUUAUGCAAAGAUUCACUUAAAUUGUUAAUAAUCUUUUCCAAUUUACGUGUAAUAGUGAUUCACUAAAUAAAUAGCACAUAUAACUAACUAAUGCAUAAAAAAUGUUAUAAACAUACAAAUAUUAAUAUGAAAAUAUACAUUGUUAGGAUGAAAAGACACAUUUUUAAACAUGUAAUUCUUAGAAUGAGAAGACGCAUUGUAGGAUGAUAAGAUUUAUGCAUACAUAUAUAUAUAAACAUAAUUUUUUUCCCAACCCCUUAAAUACCUAACAAAUGUUAUAAUGAACAUACACAUGUUAGACAAGAAAUAACUCCUAGAAACCUACACAAUUAAAGAAUAACUAGAUAUGUAUUUAGACAUUUUAAAACCUUUAAAACCUAUUCAUUUUAAGGAUGAAAAUACACAUCAUUAUCAAAAGAGACAUUCUAAGAAAUUUUAAAUAAACCUCUUGAAAAUAUAAUUUCUAUGAUGAAAAUACACAUUUAAAAUCAUUUACACUCUUAAAAAUAGAAACAAAUCUAG